Messenger RNA from Xyrauchen texanus (razorback sucker), 3049 nucleotides. Its product is annotated as receptor for retinol uptake stra6-like. The record is from RefSeq and is a predicted model, not a curated record. The coding region runs from base 390 to 2402 and encodes 670 amino acids. Gene Ontology annotation, molecular function: retinol transmembrane transporter activity; signaling receptor activity. The transcript has 17 exons. Gene Ontology annotation, cellular component: plasma membrane. Gene Ontology annotation, biological process: vitamin A import into cell. NCBI's taxonomy places the organism in Eukaryota, Metazoa, Chordata, Actinopteri, Cypriniformes, Catostomidae.
CUGGAGAGACCGGCCAGCUGCCUACUCUCUGGUUUGCUUUCACACCCCCCCGCUUUCUCUCUCUCUCUCCUGGUUUCCAGUGUGGUGGUAAUCCCCCUUCUGAAAAGGAGAUCCAAGCUGAAGUUUUGGGUUGGCAUGCUACAGAAAAGGACCUGUCACAUUGCUCCUCUCAGCUCUCACAGUGGUAGAGGAGGACUAAAGGAGAGCAGGAGACACUUAAGGGGCUGAUAAGUAACCAGCAGUCUUGCAACCAAACUGUUGGAGGAAAGCUUUUUCCCCAAUCCAGAAUUGCUCGUUUUGUGUCCUACAGAAGUACAAAAGUCUGCAUUCAGGUGUUUUCUGAGUUUUGGAGCUCACUGAUACUUUCGAUUCAUCUGUAGGCUGGCACCAUGAGUGCUGAAAUUGGGAAAGACUACUACGAAUAUUCUGAUUGGAAUGAAAAUGCAGUGCCAACCAAAGUUCCAGUCGAAGUUAUCCCACCAUGUGACCCCACAGCUGAUGAAGGCCUCUUUAAUAUAUGCAUUGCUGCCAUAUCUCUGGUGGUCAUGCUGGUACUUGCUGUCCUGGCCAGACGACAGAAGUUGGGCAACAAUCAGAGAGGACUUACAGGUUUACUCAGCCCAGUAAACUUUCUGGACCACACACAACACAAAGGCCUUGCAGUCGCAGUGUAUGGAGUUCUCUUCUGCAGGCUGGUCGGAAUUGCCCUCAGUCACCAACCGCUCCCAUUCACUAAAGAUGUUGUGAACAAAGAGUUAUGGCUGAUCUUAGCUCUGUUGUACUACCCCGCUUUGUACUACCCUCUCCUGGCUUGUGGUACACUACAUAACAAAGUUGGUUAUGUCCUGGGCAGCCUGCUCUCUUGGACGCACUUUGGAGUUCUGGUCUGGCAGAAGGCGGACUGUCCCAAAACACCACAAAUCUAUAAGUACUAUGCCCUGUUCAGCAGUCUACCUCAGAUUGCCUGCCUGGCCUUUCUCAGUUUCCAGUACCCACUACUUUUGUUCAAAGGCCUACAGAAUACAGAGGAAACCAAUGCCAAUGAGGACCUCAGUAGCAGUUAUUACAGAGUUUAUGUGAAGAAGAUCCUCAAGAAGAAAAAGCCCACCAAAGUCAGUUCGAGCACAUCAAAGCCCAAACUAAUUGAAAGACUCACUGAUGCUGCCAAGUCUUACAUCUACACACCAGAAGAAGUUUUCAGGUUCCCUUUGAAACUGGCAAUCUCUGUUGUUGUGGCGUUCAUUGCUAUUUAUCAGAUGACACUCUUACUGAUCUCAGGAGUGCUGCCCACUCUGCACAUCGUCCGUAGAGGAGUGGAUGAAAACAUCGCCUUCCUGUUGACUAGUGUCAAUAUAAUUUUGUCAGACGACCGUCAAGAAGUGGUCAGGAUUGUAGUGUACUAUUUGUGGUGUGUGGAGGUGUGCUAUGUCUGUGCUGUGACCCUGUCCUGCCUUGUGAACCUGCUCAUGCUCCUGAGGUCCAUGGUCCUGCACAGGUUUAAUCUGAAAGGACUGUACAGAGGAGACAUAUUUAAUGUGUAUAACUGCCAGAGGAGCAUGAGGCCAUCUCGACCUGCCCUUGUCUGCUGGAUGGGCUUCACCAGUUACCAAGCUGCUGGUAUCUGUCUUGGCAUGGCAAUUCAGACUCUGGUGUUCUUCAUCUGCAUCCUGUUUGCUGUCUUCCUGAUCAUCAUUCCCAUUCUGUAUGGAACUAACCUCAUGCUGUUCCACAUUAUCGGCAGAAUGUGGCCCUUCUGGUUGACGCUGUUCCUGGCUGUGCUGAUCCAACACAUGACCUCCAGGUUUUUGUUCAUCAAGAAGGACGCAGGAACACGAGAUCUGAACAACAGAGGGAGUCUGUUCCUGCUCACCUAUAUGCUCUUCCUGGUAAAUGUCAUGGUUGGGGUGCUACUGGGCAUUUGGAGGAUGGUCAUCACUGCACUUUUCAACAUAGUCCAUUUAGGACGCUUGGAUAUCAGUCUCUUAAACCGCAGUGUUGAGGCAUUUGACCCAGGUUACCGCUGCUAUGCUCAUUACCUCAAGAUUGAAGUCAGCCAGUCUCAUCCUGUGAUGAAGGCCUUCUGCGGACUGCUAUUGCAAACCAAAGGCCAGGACAAUGUCUCUGCACAGAGGAUGCGAGAUGCUGAAGAAGGAAUCCAACUGGUCCAGCAAGAGAAGAAACAGAACAAGGUGUCCAACGCCAAGCGAGCACGAGUGCACUGGCAGCUCUUUUUCACGCUGGUCAACAACCCGUCCUUGGUGGGCUAUAGGAAGCACUUCCAGCGGCAGAGUUCUGAAAGCUUCAUCAAUGGAGCCCUCAACAGGACCUCCAUGGAGGGCAGCAAAAAGGAUGGAAGCGUCAAGGAGAAUAACAAAGAGACAGAAAGCGCUGCAACCAAUUGAGGAUUGAAAAUCAUGGAGAGGAUCGCCCCUCCCUGCCCCCUCCAGCCUCUUGAAUACAUAAAGGCUGCUGGCCAGAUAUCGAUGAUAGUAUUAUGUGCUUGGUGUAGCAGAGAAACACAUGUGUUUUAGUGAAGUGCAUUUACAUCUCAGUGCCAGUGAACAGAUCCUUUGCACGUAUCGGUAUUUGAUGUUUGGAUGGAUGGGUGGGUGGAUGUAUUGUCUUUUGCUGUAUGUGUGAGUGACUGUGUCUUUCAGUCCAGGUUAAAUUUAGUACAUCAGGAAAUUUAGUUUGGCACUGAACUCCCUUCAAACCACUUGAUGCGAGGUUAGUAUAUGGGACUAUUUAUGAAUGUACAGGUUGUGCUCUUUUACAAAUGUAAGAACGAUUAAUUUCUUGAAUUAUUCUUUGCCAGUGGUGAGAAUGUUCUUAUCAUAGAAAACUAACAGAUGAAACCAAUAAUGUCCAUUAUGGUUGAUAUGUGUCUGUUCUCAUGAAUAUAAUCUACUGUAGUUCUGUCCUAAUUUUUCUCUGACAAAGAAUAUAAACGCAAUCUGUCUCACUGUUACAUUUGCCAUUCAUUUUUUUGUGUUUUCCUCACAAAAGUCUUGUUCUGCUACCUAUGCCUUGUUUGUGAUUUUAAGUUAAA